Messenger RNA from Lytechinus variegatus (green sea urchin), 6836 nucleotides. RefSeq lists its product as uncharacterized. The coding region runs from base 1961 to 5728 and encodes 1255 amino acids. Gene Ontology annotation, biological process: DNA integration. The transcript has 3 exons. Gene Ontology annotation, molecular function: nucleic acid binding. NCBI's taxonomy places the organism in Eukaryota, Metazoa, Echinodermata, Echinoidea, Temnopleuroida, Toxopneustidae. The record is from RefSeq and is a predicted model, not a curated record.
UAGAUCUUACGCAAGAGUGAGUAGGAGAUGAGAGAAGUGUGUGUGAGAUUCCUUUUGCUAGAAUUGAAUUGCAUUUCUAUUGUGUGUUGUGUCUAGGGUGGUAGACUUGUAUAGGUCCCUUUUAGUGAGCUCAGUGAGCCUUUCUUUUUAAACAGCUGCUUAAAAUACUUUUGGGGAAAUUGCAAAAUUGGGAGGAGACCCCAGUAGCUUUCCACUAGUUUUCUAGCAUUGCAUCUUGGAGACUUUGUGUAACACACACCUAUGCAAUUUUGGGGCAGUCGCCAUUUUAGCUGCCAUCUUGAUAAUUUUUGAAUUUCAACUUUAAGCAGAAAAGCAGCCUUACUUGUUUGAUAUUGGCUGGAACUUAUAAAUACCUGUAUGAGGUCAGAUUUAGCAGAAUAUAUGCUGUUAUUUUAUGCCUGAAUAGAAGAAGCCAUCGGUAAGUUAAUCUGUGAUUUCUUCUAAUUCUUUUACAAAAUAAAAAUAAAAACUAAACAAAAAGAAAAACCUUGAAAGACUUCAGAGAUGAUUUGAACUGUUGAUGUAAAUUUGUAUAAACUUUAUGAAAUAGUUAUGCACUUGUGAGGAAGAAUAUCAGUAUCAUAAAAGGAUGUUAUUUUACAAGUUUAUGUGACAGUUAAUUCAAACUUUAUAAAAUAAUAUUUAUGAAUGUGAUUUGAACCUCAGAGUUAUAGAAUUUUCAAACAAGUUUUCAUCAAUUAUAGUAUGACAUGAAAAAUGAAAAUAACUUCCGAUGUACUUGUUAGGAUAUAUCGUAGAGAGAUUCUUGGUUUUGUCUUUAAUUUUAGAUGGUUCCAAGAUCGGGAUAUUUUCCAACACCAGAUAAUUUCCAGGAUCGGGACAUUUCCCAAGGUCGGGUCGUUUAGGAGACUGGUGAAUUAUUAGUAAGCUGAGAAUAUAAAGCGCCGUCUUUGAUGGAGGUUUUCGGCCAACAGAUAAGUUAUUAUAAAGAACAGUGAGAGAGAAAGCAGGAGGACUUUUCUUUAAAUGUGAACUCGAUUUCUGAAUAUCAGAAAGUCUAACGAUUGGAGAUUUGAGAUUGAAGAUACAGACAUUAAUUAUGACUGAACAGUUGAUUGAUAGAAGUAUUGAUUUGAAUUUGGAUCCUUGUAAGAUAUGUCGGAUGAUAGUCUUGAGCUAGAGUUUGGAGAACAGCUCAAGUUUCAGGUGUUAGAAGAUAAAAUGUGAUCAGAAAAAUAUAUUAGGUCAGAGAUACAAAAUGGUGAAAGUAGAAUUAUAUAUGAAGGUGGAUUAAUGCAGGAUCCUUUCAUAAUUAUGAAUGUUUGGUAGUUAUGAUUGUGAAAAGAAUGAAACAAAGUUAAAGGUUCAAUUGAUAUUUUUUUGAAGGUAUUGUUACAAGUGAAAGUGUAAUAUACUGAAACGUAAGUUGUUGAUUAGAUCAGUACAGGGUCUUUUCAGGGAUACUGGAGUAAGAAACAGGUCGAGAGUUAGGAAGUUAUAGAUUGGAUCAAAUCAGGAUCCUUUGCUUAUUUUAUGGUUGUAAACUUGUGAGCCAGAGAAAUAAUUUUCAGAAUACUUUAUCAUUAGAAGGUGUUACAUUUUUAUUUCUCUUUUAAACUUAGGUUUGUUUGUUUUUUAUAUUGAACUUCAAAGAGAGAUGUUUUGAUACUGGAGGUUUUUUUUUUUGUAUACUGAAAUAAAUUGUAAAUUGUGAUUUUGUACACAUUGAGUUUUACUUGAAUUUUAUUAGAGUCCGCCCAUGUGACAUUUUCUGGGGGCUUGUCCGGGAGUCGAACCCGGGACCUCUCGCAGUCACAUGGGUAUAUUGAUCAAAAAAUUAAGAACAAAACAAUUCAAGACAAUAAUGAUGGAGUUAUUUGUUUAAUGCAGAUGUUUGUAAAUAGUAAUGUACAUUUGACCUCAUUUGGGUGAAGUAGGUUUUUGCAAAUUGAUAGAGACCCUACAUGUAUUUUCAAACAUGGAUUUAGCAGGUCUUAUGGCAGCUGGUAAAGAGUUUGGGUUAACUGGUGAGGCUCUUAAAAAGUUUGUAUCAGAUGAACAGAAAAAGCAAAGAGAUGAGAGAGCGGAGUUGUUGGAGUUAAAGAAACGAGAAAAAGAAACAGCAGAAAUACAGCUAGAAAUAGAGCGUGAAAAGAAUGUAAAAGGUGAAUCAAAAUCUGUAGGCCAGAGAGCCUGGUCUCCCAAACUACCGCCUUUUCAUGAGGACAAAGAUAAUAUUGAUGCAUACUUGCAGCGAUUUGAGCGUUAUGCAGACACCCAAAAUUGGCCGCGCGCUGAUUGGGCGAUUAAUCUAAGCGCUUUGCUCACAGGAAAAGCUCUUGAUGUUCAUUCUAGAUUAACCAGUGACGAAGCUAAAGAUUAUAAGACUUUGAAAACUGCUCUUUUGAAAGCUUUUCAACUUACCUCAGAAGGAUUUCGUUCAAAGUUUUAUACAGGUAAACCAGUUAAUGGGGAAACCGCAUCACAAUAUUCAAACAGAUUAGAGAACUACCUUAACAGAUGGAUUGAACUCUCGGGCGUCAAGCAUGAUUUUGAUGACCUAAAGGAUCUUCUUCUUCGAGAACAUUUCAUCAACGGAUGCCAUCGUGACUUGUCAAUCUUCCUACGAGAACGACAGCCAAAGACUACAAAGGAUGCCAUGAAGUUCACAGAACAAUACCUAGAAGCACGAGGAGGUGUAUUCAGAGCGCCACCACCACAGAGGAACAUCCCUACAGGACAAACACAGCGAAUCAAUACAAGACAUGAAGGAAAUAUUCCAGGUGUGAGACCAGCAGAGCAACCAGAUCCACAAUGGACUCUACCAGAGACCGUCAUUCCAGUCUGCGCAGUACAGACAAGAGCACAAGUCCAACGAGAAGGCAAGCCAUUUCGUCCACUCAAGACUCCACAUCCAAUGGAAGAAGUUGUCAUCCCAUCAGUUCUCAAGGAAACACAACAGAAGGAUGAGACUCUACAUCGACUGAGAGAACUGGCUGAUGCUGGAACAGAGAAAGUAAGUCGUCAUCAUAAUAAGUCUUCCUUCUUCUAUAAAGACGGGAUUCUAUACAGAUCCUUCCUUUCUUCCAAGGAUUCAGAUACAGUAGUCACACAAGUUGUUGUUCCAAAACAAUACCGUAAGCAAGUAAUGCAGACAGCUCAUGAGAAUCUUCUAGGAGGCCACCAAGGAGCAAAGAAAACCACAGAAAAAAUUCUUACCAAUUUCUUCUGGCCCGGUAUGAAUUCUGACAUUACCCGAUAUGUCCGAUCAUGUGACAUAUGUCAACGCACUUUAGCUAGAGGCAGAGUAACAAAAGUCCCAUUAGGAAAGAUGCCAAUCAUUGAAGUCCCCUUUGAACGUAUAGCUAUAGAUAUCGUUGGACCAAUACAUCCCAUGACAGAAAACAAAAAUCGUUACAUUCUCACAAUUGUUGAUUAUGCCACUAGGUAUCCUGAGGCGAUUCCACUCCCCAGCAUCGAAACAGAGAGGGUAGCAGAGGCUCUUGUAAGCGUCUUCACUAGGGUCGGGAUUCCAAAGGAAAUGCUGACAGAUCAAGGAACACAAUUUACAUCGGACCUCAUGAAAGAAGUAAGCAAGCUAUUGUCUAUACGCCACUUCACGACCUCGCCAUAUCACCCAGCUGCAAACGGUCUUGUUGAAAGAUUCAAUGGAAGCUUAAAGCAGAUGCUUAAACGUAUGUGUGCCGAGAACCCAAAGGACUGGGACAGGUAUAUCACCCCACUUCUAUUUGCAGUCAGAGAGGCACCUCAGGAAAGCAUGGGAUUUUCCCCAUUUGAACUUCUCUACGGAAGGAAAGUUCGUGGACCCCUCGACAUCCUCAAAGAACUCUGGACAGGCGAAGCUGAGACGGCGGAAACCAAGUCUACCUACCAAUAUAUCUUGGAUCUUCGGAAUAGAAUCGACGAGACUUGUCGCAACGCUCAUACUCAACUACAGAAAUCUUCAGAGAGAUACGCAAGGUACUACAAUCAGAAAGCCAAACACAGAGAAUUCCAAAUUGGAGACAGAGUACUCCUUCUACUGCCAACAGACCGAAACAAGCUUCUUCUGCAAUGGAAGGGUCCUUUUGAAGUUGUCUCCAAAGUAAGCUCAACAGACUACAGAAUCGAUUUGAAUGGUAAACUAAAGGUAUUCCACAUAAAUCUCUUAAAGAAAUAUCAUGACAGAAAUAACACAUCUCCUUCUCUUUCAGAUACUGUGACAGCUUGCUCCGCAGUGAUUGAAUGCGAGGAUAAUGCCGAAGAUGAAAACACACCUUCUUCAUCCCCACUAACAAACAGAUCUCUCUUGCAGCCAUUUCCAUUACAGGCCAAGGAAUCACUUGCUGAUGUUACCAUUAAUCCAGAUCUUUCUCCCUCACAGAAAGAACAGGUCAAUGCACUUCUCAACAACUACAAAGACGUCAUGUCAGAUCUGCCGAAUCGCACAUCACUUGGCGAACACAACAUCUUACUCAAAGUCGGUGAUCACAAACAGUUAAAGAGUAAACCUUACCCCAUUCCUCAUUCUCUAAGGGAUACUGUCAGAGAUGAAGUAAAAACCAUGCUGUCUAUGGGGGUUAUAGAACCUUCAGAUAGCCCCAUAGCUUCCCCAAUUGUCUUAGUCAAAAAGCCUGAUGGUAGUAACCGUUUUUGCGUUGAUUAUAGGAAGCUCAACAAGGUCACUGUAUUCGACGCUGAACCCAUACCCGAUCAAGAUGAAUUAUUCACAAAAGUCGCACAUGCCAAAUACUUUACUAAGAUAGACUUAAGUAAAGGCUAUUGGCAAGUUCCUAUGUCACACAAAUCAAAACCACUAACUGCCUUCCUCACUCCUGAUGGCCUUUUUCAGUUUACAGUCAUGCCCUUCGGCUUGGUGAAUGCGCCUGCCUCCUUCAGCCGAAUGAUGAGAAGACUACUAAAAGGACUUGAUGGAGCUGUAAACUAUAUAGACGAUAUCCUGAUACACUCAACCACGUGGGAUCAGCAUCUUGCCACACUCACCGAGUUGCUUAGCAGGCUACGAGCAGCAAAACUGACAGCCAGACCCAGUAAAUGCUUCGUGGGACAUUCGAAGGUUGAAUUUCUGGGACACGUAAUCGAAGAUGGAACAGUAAGCCCUCGACCAGAGAAACUCAAAGCCAUCCAAGAAAUCAGCAGACCUCAUACCAAACGAGAGCUUCGAUCAUUUCUCGGCAUGACCAACUACUAUAGGAAGUUCAUACCCAACUAUUCUGCCAUUUCCGCUCCACUGACAGAUAGGACUCGGAAAGAUGAACCAAAUCAAAUCAGAUGGGAAACCAAUCAGGAACAGGCCUUCAACACACUCAAAGACAAACUAACCAAUCCACCCAUCCUUCAUCUACCAGACUUGUCAACAGAUUUCAUACUCAGAACAGAUGCAUCAAAUGUUGGAAUUGGAGCAGUCCUGCUUCAGACACACGAAGAGGAACGAUUCCCAGUAGCAUAUGCAAGUCGUAAGUUACUUCGAAGAGAACAAGCAUAUUCCACCAUUGAACGUGAGUGUUUAGCCAUAAUUUGGGCUGUAAGAAAGUUCGAGCCAUACUUAUAUGGUAGACAAUUUGUGCUCGAAACUGAUCAUCAACCAUUGACCUACAUGAAUAGUGUUAACCCAGCCAAUGGGAGACUGAUGCGCUGGAUCUUAGCAUUGCAACCUUACAGAUUUCGCGUAGAAGCGAUUCGCGGCAGCGACAAUGUCGGAGCAGACGUAUUGAGUAGGUUGUAAAAAAAAAAAAGUAAAAGUAAAAGCAUUUUCUCGAAGAGGGGAGUAAAAUGUCACAUUAAAAAUGCAUUUAUUUUAUUUUAUUUAUUUUCCUCAGCAAAGCUUGCUUAUUUAUCUAAGUUUCACUCCACAGCCAGGUUGCUAAGAGACAAGGAGUAGAUCUUAUGCAAGAGUGAGUAGGAGAUGAGAGAAGUGUGUGUGAGAUUCCUUUUGCUAGAAUUAAAUUGCAUUUCUAUUGUGUGUUGUGUCUAGGGUGGUAGACUUGUAUAGGUCCCUUUUAGUGAGCUCAGUGAGCCUUUCUUUUUAAACAGCUGCUUAAAAUACUUUGGGGAAAUUGCAAAAUUGGGAGGAGACCCCAGUAGCUUUCCACUAGUUUUCUAGCAUUGCAUCUUGGAGACUUUGUGUAACACACACCUAUGCAAUUUUGGGGCAGUCGCCAUUUUAGCUGCCAUUUUGAUAAUUUUUGAAUUUCAACUUUAAGCAGAAAAGCAGCCUUACUUGUUUGAUAUUGGCUGGAACUUAUAAAUACCUGUAUGAGGUCAGAUUUAGCAGAAUAUAUGCUGUUAUUUUAUGCCUGAAUAGAAGAAGCCAUCGAUGGUUCCAAGAUCGGGAUAUUUUCCAACACCGGAUAAUUUCCAGGAUCGGGACAUUUCCCAAGGUCGGGUCGUUUAGGAGACUGGUGAAUUAUUAGUAAGCUGAGAAUAUUAAGCACCGUCUUUGAUGGAGUUUUUCGGCCAACAGAUAAGUUAUUAUAAAGAACAGUGAGAGAGAAAGCAGGAGGACUUUUCUUUAAAUGUGAACUCGAUUUCUGAAUAUCAGAAAGUCUAACGAUUGGAGAUUUGAAAUUGAAGAUACAGACAUUAAUUAUGACUGAACAGUUGAUUGAUAGAAGUAUUGAUUUGAAUUUGGAUCCUUGUAAGAUAUGUCGGAUGAUAGUCUUGAGCUAGAGUUUGGAGAACAGCUCAAGUUUCAGGUGUUAGAAGAUAAAAUGUGAUCAGAAAAAUAUAUUAGGUCAGAGAUACAAAAUGGUGAAAGUAGAAUUAUAUAUGAAGGUGGAUUAAUGCAGGAUCCUUUCAUAAUUAUGAAUGUUUGGUAGUUAUGAUUGUGAAAA